Aspergillus candidus is the source of this 1305-nucleotide messenger RNA. Its product is annotated as putative salicylate hydroxylase. The record is from RefSeq and is a predicted model, not a curated record. The transcript has 7 exons. Gene Ontology annotation, biological process: secondary metabolite biosynthetic process. NCBI's taxonomy places the organism in Eukaryota, Fungi, Ascomycota, Eurotiomycetes, Eurotiales, Aspergillaceae. Gene Ontology annotation, molecular function: monooxygenase activity; FAD binding. The coding region runs from base 1 to 1305 and encodes 434 amino acids.
AUGAGACUAGAACGAGCUAAGAUGCCCCUAGAUAUUAUAAUUGUUGGUGGGGUAGGGAUCGGGGGCGUGGCAGCGGCCCUGACUUUGGGGUUGCGGGGCCAUAAUGUCAUAGUGCUGGAGUCAGCUCCCAAACUUAUGGAAGUUGGAGCCGGUAUCCAAGUGUCCCCAAACAUGCUAACCCUGUUGGACCGAUGGGGCGUGUCUCCCUCAGUCCACGCUCGUGACGUCCCCCUGGAACGCAUCCACAUCCGCCGCUGGCAAAACGGGCAACUCCUCGGGACUACGCCCGUCAACAAGACACAUGGACAGCAGGUAGUCAUCCACCGCGCAGACCUGCACAAAUCACUAGUCGACAGCGCAAUAGCGCUACCCAACGUGGAGCUUCGCACCGAUUCAAACGUGUCAGGGGUCACGUUCAGCCCCGCAUCAGUGACCCUAACUACCGGCACAGUCAUCACAGGAGACGUGGUCAUCGCCGCCGACGGCAUCAAAUCUACCAUCCGAAGUCACCUACUAGGCGACGGAUGCAGCAGCCCCAUUUUAACAGGAGACGCCGCUUACCGGAUCACGCUGCCUCGAAGCACGAUGGAGAAAGAUACUGACCUCAAGCGCUUGAUUGCCGAACCGGCUGCUACGCGGUGGGUUGGCCCUGCGCGGCACAUUGUCGCUUAUCCGGUCCGUAAGCACGAGUUGUUCAAUGUGGUCUUGCUGCAUCCGGACCGGCGCGGGGUAGAGGAGUGUUGGACGACACGGAGCCCGAAGCAGAGCAUGGUAGACGACUAUCGUGGUUGGGACCCUGUUGUGACGAAGCUUAUUGAUCUGGUUUCUGAGGAGGAGGUGCCGGAGUGGAAGUUGUGUCUUCAUAGACCGUUGAAGACUUGGACUAGGGGGUGUGUCGCUUUGAUAGGUGAUGCUUGUCAUCCUAUGCUUCCCUACGUCGCCCAAGGCGCCGCCCAAGCAGUCGAAGACGCCGCUGCUCUCGGAAUACUUCUCUCCAGCAUAUCCUCUCGUUCUGAAAUCCCCCUCGCGCUCAAAGUGUACGAAACGUCCCGGAAGUGGCGCGCAGAGACCGUCCAGCAGUCAGGAUUCGACAACCGGAUAACGCUGCAUCUCCCAGAUGGCCCUCAGCAGGAAGCCCGCGACGAGCAAUUCCGAGCUUGCAGGUUGGGCGGAAAGAAUCCCGAUCGAUGGUCUGACCGUGAGACGCAGCGGUAUCUGUGGGGGUGGGAUGCGGAGAAAGCGGCCUUGCGGGCUUGGGAUGAGAGGAGGGGGCGUGUCUUAAGGGAAAUUCGGCAUCGUCUAUAA